Molecule: messenger RNA, 2243 nt
Organism: Solenopsis invicta (red fire ant)
Lineage: Eukaryota; Metazoa; Arthropoda; Insecta; Hymenoptera; Formicidae
Exons: 5
Coding region: 201-1601 (466 amino acids)
Source: RefSeq, a predicted model, not a curated record
GUUUGACAAAAUAAAUAAGAUAAUAAUAAAAAAUUGUGCCACAAAAGCAACACAAUGUAAAUAAAAAUGUAAUAAACGAUGAGGAAUAAAAUUUAAAGAAAGUGGAGUGCAAAGCAUUAAAAGAUUAUAAGAAAGAAUUAAAAAUCAUAAAUGGAAUGAUUCAUUUUUGACGAUGUUUAAAUAUUUAUACAAGCUUUCUGAUGAGAAUGGAACAAAUUGGAAGACACAAAACAAAGUACACCUCACCACAUACAUCUACGUGGUCUGCUAAUCAAAUCACUGACGCUGGAGUUCCAUCUGACGCGUAUUGGAAAUAUACUCAAAGAUGCAAUCAAAAUACUACUGAUAAAAGUACCAGACGUCAUCAAAGUCCUAUGCCAGAAUCAACAGUGAGCUAUUUUUCCUCCGAAAAUGCUUACAAGACUUUUAAACAUAACGCUUAUCCAUGUUCGACACAUCCAAAACAUUCUACUGCUCUUCAUACGGAAGUACCACAGCGAUACCAACAGAUUACUACAAAAUCUAGUAGAAAUAAAGAUCAUACUAAUAACGUUGGUGUUAUAAAUAAAGAUCGAUACGAGACUCAACAAGAAGAUGAAAAUAAUACAGAAUAUAUUGACGAAGAACUAGGAGAUAUUACGGAAGAUAAUUUAGAAGAAGAUGCUGAGGAAGCAGAAAACGAUCGGUCUCUUCGAAGAAGCAAAAGAGCCGGCGAGCCUAUCAAUAAGGAAUACGAUGAGCAAGAAGCAGACGAUGAAAUUGAUGAAGAAUCUGAUACACCUGCUGAAACACAAGCAGCACAACGCAAGGCAGUUAAGAAAGAUGCAUUAUUGCGAGCACAACGAAUGCGAAUGAUUAACCAACAACAAGAUCCACAUAGAAUUCGUUAUUCUCAACAAUCACCAAAAUUGUAUCAAGCUUAUUAUCUACCAACAAGGUACUAUCACAACACACCUGAUCACGAUAUCCAUGAAACGUUGUCGGAAGAAGAUAUAUAUACAGCUCAAGUGUUGAAAAAUCCUCCACGAAGAUCAUCGAUGGGUUAUCAUCAAAAUUGGAUUCCGCAGAGAAGUGCAACCGAUCGAUAUGACACAAUGCCCUCUCUAACUCAACCGAGUCACCGAGCACGGACGAGACCAGAAGCAAAGUCUUUUACAGAAGCAGAAUUUGCUGAUAGAAGAAAGUGUAGCCGUUGCGGUAACGUCUCGACUAGGAAACCGUCAACUUCGAGAAGGGACAAUUGUAGGUUCCAGGAUAAUCCUAAUUUCUCAACCAAGGCGCGUUUUGGCGAUGAUUCUGAGAUACUCGAUCAAUCCUGGUGCGGCCAUUGUAAACCGAAACACCGUUUUGAAGGAAAUAUGAGACCUUGUGAAAUUCCAUCACCGACUUUGUAUUCGAUGACAUCACGACGUUCCAGGGAUACUAAUAUACCAAUGCAUGAAACAUUAGAGCAAAAACAUCCAAUGGAUGAGAUAUCGCACGAGUUCGCACGAAUGUCGUCCAGAUAUACUAAAGAUACAUCAAACUCUUUACGCGAUAGAACCAGACAUUCUGGGCCAACAGCACAAGCAACUAGAACAUCUGCUCGUUAUAAUACUUAAUAUUCUUUUUAAAUUUUGUCACUUUUAUAAGCUAACGUAAAAGAUCAACACAAUUAAUAAUUUACGGGUGGAAUAUACAUAAAUUGUUUUUCUAGCUAAAUUACCUUUCAAAAAUAUGACAUUUUCGAAAAAAAAAUAAAACUUGUUUUGUGUCUAUUCAAAUUUAACAUUUUCUAAAACUUUUGGAAUAACUCAAAAAUAACUCGUUGCGUUUUAUAAUAUGGACAGACGUCUGUCUAAAAAUAAUGGAUUAUUUUAUUAUAUUUUAUGAGAACAACGGUAUUUACGAACAAAUUUUUAAAAUGAAUAUAUUGCUACUUUUAAAUUAUUUUUUACGAAUUAUAGCAUUGUAUUUUGUAAAUGAUGAGAAAUUCGAUAAAAUUAUCGAGAGUUAAGAGAGAGAGAGAUAUAAUAAAACAAUGAAAAAUGACAUCGUACUUUGUAACAAUCACAAAUGCUACAAUACUUCUAUUCACAGUUAGUUCUCUUUUACCACUUGUCCAACAUAUAUUUUUGUAACUGUCUUUCAAAUCAUGUAGAUGUAUUCUAUGUAGUGUAAUAAAAAAGUUGUGCCACGAGAGCAUGAAAAAUUAGUUUCACAUUGUAAAUACAAACUGAAUAAAACCGAUAGAGUUGAUGAAA